Molecule: messenger RNA, 1190 nt
Organism: Cuscuta campestris
Lineage: Eukaryota; Viridiplantae; Streptophyta; Magnoliopsida; Solanales; Convolvulaceae
Source: the annotation of a GenBank genome assembly
CUCGUUUUUUUCUUAAUAUGGAACCACACCAUUUCAUUUUUUACGCCUUUUCUUUCGCCGGAAAAUUAACAACAGAAAAACAGGCAGAAAAUAUCGUCAUCUCCUUCCUUGAGAGGGUUCGCCCAUCCUCCAUUUCUCCUCUAUCUCUGCAAAUACCUUCCCAAACAAAUUUUGAAUUUCUUCGAUCGGUCGCGAAGAAGAUCACAGAAAUUAUAUAUUCGAACGCUCUUCGUUCUCCAAUUUUGAUGAUGGCUGGUAGGGAAAAGAUCGAAUCUCAAAACAACAAUCCGAAGAUGAAUCCGGUUUCGCCUUUCAAUCGAUCGUUGACGAUGGCUCCCGGCCGCACCUCCGGCGAGGCCUUCGGGCUCUCCAGGAAGCCCUCCGUGGAACGGAUCGGGUCAAUUAAGAAGAUCCACGGAUCCUCCGCCUUCGAUUCGAUCGUUUCCGUCGCCGGGAAUUCGUUCACGGGGAAGGUGAAGAAGCUCUGCUCUCUCUUCGACGCUCAGAAACUGUCUCGCGGAUUGUCCAGCUUUCUCCCCCUGCAGCGGCAAUCUUCCACCGUCUCCGCCGCCGCGAAACCCUCGAUUUCCGGAUCUGGCGAUUCUCCGCCUCUGCUGCCUGGGACGGACGACAGAGUGGUCGUUUACUUCACCAGCCUCCGCGGAAUCCGCCGGACGUUCGAGGAUUGCUACACGGCGCGGAUGAUCCUGAAGAGCUUCCGGGUGAACGUGGACGAGAGGGACGUUUCCAUGGACGGCGCGUACAGGGCGGAGCUGCAGAGCGCGUUGGGGGAGAAGAGCGUGAGCCUGCCGCAGAUUUUCAUCAAAGGGAAGUACAUCGGCGGGGCUGAAGUGAUCAAGCAGAUGAACGAAGUGGGCGAGCUGGUCAAACUGCUCAGGGGUCUCCCGGCGCGGCCGCCGGGACGCGCCGCCGUAUGUAACGGCUGCGGAGACGCGCGCUUCUUUCCCUGCACAAAUUGCAACGGGAGCAAGAAAGUGUUCGACGAGGGGGAAGGACAAGUGCGGAGGUGCCACGUUUGCAACGAAUACGGGCUGGUUCGCUGCCCUUUCUGCUGUUAUUGACUGCCCGGCGGGUAUUUAACUGUUUUGUGGAGAUCUUUUUUUUUAAUGGGCUAUUGUCUUGUCACCACGUUUAAUACUCAUCGAAGAUAAUAAAGCAUAUUCUAUUCU